Molecule: messenger RNA, 4010 nt
Organism: Lethenteron reissneri (Far Eastern brook lamprey)
Lineage: Eukaryota; Metazoa; Chordata; Hyperoartia; Petromyzontiformes; Petromyzontidae
Product: semaphorin-6B-like
Biological process (GO): axon guidance; semaphorin-plexin signaling pathway; neural crest cell migration
Cellular component (GO): plasma membrane
Molecular function (GO): semaphorin receptor binding; chemorepellent activity
Source: RefSeq, a predicted model, not a curated record
GGGGAUAUCCCCCGUGCCAUCAGCUCAUUCGCGAGGAGCAGGAGGAACCUUCCUCGUCUCUCCCCAUCCCUCACCUCUCCUCACCUCGUCACCUUCUCGACUUAACCAGUGAACGUUGGUGGCGAAGGGGGUCACUCCCAGAACCCGCUGGGACUCUGCGCGGGGUCCACAGACAGGUGCCGCUGGACUCGAUGGGGCUCCCGCCCCCCCUCCUGCUGUGGCUGCUGCCCGCGGGGGCGCUGCUGCUGCUGCUGCCCCCCCCGCGGGGAGGUGAGGGGAGGGGCUCCUUCCCCCGCGACGUCGAGGCGAUCUCGCUGGUGGAGGCUUCGUACACGGCGCGGCACCCGGCGUUCGUGGGGGGCCCAGCCCCGGGGGUAUCGACCCCGGAGGGGGGCGGCGCUCCCCCCUCGCUUCACUUGCAGCUGAUGGCGCAGGUGGGGAGGGAGCUCCUCCUGGGCGGCAGGGAUCACGUGUACAGCCUGGAUCUGGACGCGCGGCACGGACCAGAAAUCGGGUUCAGCAAAAGACUCGUAUGGAGAGCAAGCGUCGACGAGCAGCGGCCGUGCGCGUGGAAGGGGAAGAGAGCGCGCGACUGCUUCAACUACAUCAAGGUGCUGCUGCUUCGCCCGAGGAGCGGGGAGGGGCAGGGGGCCACUCUCUUCAUCUGUGGCACCAACGCCUUCAACCCCACGUGUCGCGACUAUGAGCUGAGCUCUCUGCAGCAGCGCGGGGUCGAUGUGAGCGGCAUGGCCAAGUGUCCGUACGACCCCGCACACAGCAACGUGGCGCUGUUUGCCGACGGACACCUGUACUCAGGCACGGUCACGGAUUUCCUGGCGAUCGACGCCGUUCUCUACCGCAGCCUGGGCAAUGGCACCACGCUGCGGAGCGUGAAACACGACUCCAGGUGGCUGAAGGAGCCACACUUUGUCCACGUGCUGGAGCACGGAGCCCACGUCUUCUUCUUCUUCCGCGAGCUCGGGGUGGAGAUGGGUGCUCACGAGCUGGCGGUGGUGUCGCGAGUGGCGCGCGUGUGCCGGAGCGACGCGGGGGGCUCGCCGCGUGUGCUGCACCGCCACUGGAGCUCGUUCGCGAAGGCGUCGCUCGCCUGUGCCGUGCCCGGGGAGCCUCCCUUCCCCUUCCCCGAGCUCCACGCCCUCGUCGGGCUGCAGCCCGCGGGGGGCCCCCACCUCCUCGUCGGGGUCUUCACCACCCCGGCAAACAGCAUCACCGGAUCGGCCGUGUGUGCGUUCCACAUGGAGGAGGUUGCCCGUGUGUUCUCCGGCCGUUUCAAGGAGCCGAGGUCCGGAGACCACGGCUGGACGACCGUGCCGGAGGAGAAGCUUCCCACGCCCAGGCCCGGCUGCUGCGUUGGGGACCCAUGCGCGAGAGGGUUCCACAGUUCUGCUGAGUUCCCUGAGGAGACGCUCCAGUUUGUCAAGUCCCAUCCACUGCUGGAUGAAACCGUGGGUAGCCUGGGCUCACACCCCUGGCUCAUCCGCUCCAUCGACCGGUGGAGGCUGACCCACGUUGCCGUGGAUACGAGCGCGGGUCCCUACGGCAAUGAGACGGUGCUGUUCGUGGGCUCAGAGGGCGGCCACGUGAUCAAGGCGUUGCCCCCCCUGGAGUUGGAGGGCUCGGCUGUGGUGCUGGAACAGCUGGAGGCGUUCAACCCCCGAGUGUGCGGGGAGUCUGGGGGUGCAAGCAUCGUUGCGCUCUCCGUGGACGCUGCGUCCCACGCGCUGCUCGUCGCCUUCUCCUCUUGCCUCGUGCGGCUCCCGCUCAGCCGCUGCGAGCGCCACGCUACCUGCCGGAGGGCAUGUGUGGCUGCGCGGGACCCCUACUGCGGCUGGGUCAGGGGGUCGUGCCAGCGCCUGGGCCCCAGGACCAGGGAGCCGUUUGAACAGGAUGUUGCCUAUGGUGACACGAGCGGAAUGGAGGAGUGUGCAGAUGAAUGCAUCACAGAGACGGGUCUCAUCCGGGAGCGCCGCGUAUCGGGGGGCCUGGGAGAGGGCCCCCCCCCCCUCAGGGUCCCUGCCUCCCUGCUGGUUCCUUGCUCGCUGGGCGCAUUCCUCCUGGGGGUCGCCCUGGCCCUGCCCGUCGCCUCCCGACAUUGCCGCCGCCGCCCUUCUUGCCAGCGCCCCCCCCCAUCCCGCAGCCGCCCCUGGGGGGAGCGCCUCCGGUUGUGGAGACGUCAAGGAGAUGGGGGGGGAACGCCCGAGGAUGGGCCCCAAGGUUCUCCGGACGAACCCCGGCCAGACCCCGGCUCGCCCUGGACACCCCCCGCCGCGGGGCCCCUGCGUCAGCUGCUGCUGCUGGGGCUCCCCACACCGGAUGCUACCCCCGAGAUGCGGCCCAAGGGGGUCCCCGGUGCCAACCCCAAGCGGAGUCAAGGCCCUGGGGCCGGCGUGGAGAGAGGGGCCCCCCGUGCACAGGUAGAGGAGGGAGGAGGAGGUGGAGAAGGUGAAGGAGGAUGUGGAGAAGGAGGUGGAGGAGGCUAUGAGGAGGAGGGGGACGAUGAACAAGAAAACCUACAUCCUGGCACCUCUUUGGAAGUGAGAAGCAAUGAGGAGCAGAGAGGAGGAGGAGGAGGAGGGUGUGAUGAUGAAGAAGAUGAGGAGGGAGAGGAGGGGGAGCGACCCGUGUCCCCAACCGGGUGUUCGCCACGGCCACGUCUCCGUCGUGUCCCGUGCGCACUCAUCACUCCCAUCCAGCGGCACGGGGGCGACCCUUCACCUGGCCUCGACCUCGACCCCAACACUGACCCUAACCUAUACUCUGACCCCAAUCCUGACCUCUGUUCCAAUCAUGACCCCAAUCUCGAUCCUGACCCCACAAUUGCCCCUGACUCCAACUCCAGCUUCCACCCCAAAAGUGACCACAUUCACUCCCCCCCAAACCAAUCACCCCCUAAGCCCAAACCCCGGACCCGCCUACUCCACUCCCACUCCACAACACAAACACCAAUGCUAGACUCAGAUCCUCAAGGAGACCCCUGAGGGAACCCAGGGGGUCAGGCAUUCGUGUAACGGUGACAGAGGGGACUCACUCAGGGAGACCUGGACUCAAACCUGAACUUGACCAAACCCGGUCUCAUCUGCGAGCCGUUCAGGAGGAGCUGUGGACUCACGGACCCAGGAGGUUUUGGUGUAAGACUGCCAUGUAUCUGUGAAACUCAACCAGGAACCAAGGGGGUGAGCUGGCAGCCACCUAUCUUCCUCUGUCAGCUCCUGCUCACAUUUACAUAGCCAUGUCCACUCGACCACGAGCCCACUCACGACUCAGGUAACCCCGCCCAAUACUCAGGUAGCUCCACCCACUGCUCGGGUCGCUCUGUCCACUACUCAGGUAUCUCUGCCCUUCGUCUGAGUCGUCAUGAGUCGGGCACGAGGCCAGAACAUGGCCAUUAUGAGACUACCAGGACUAUCCUAGCAAAAUUGAGACUCCUCUGGGCUGAGAUCCUAGCAAAAGCAGGACCUCCCCCAUUGGGGCCCCCUGGGGGGUUGGCGACCCAGAAAGCAUUUACUUGCCGAGAACAUGACAUCCAGUAUACCUCUCGCUUCUGCUGUGGCUAGGACUCGUCAGUUGCGUGACCACUCCAGUUUACCAGUAACCUCAAAAACAUUCAGUGAAAAAUUAUGCUGGGGGGGCCUGGGUCCCCCCUGGACUCCCUGACCCCAAUGUGUGGGGGACCUUGUUUUUAAUCCCCUACUGUGAGCCCUCUUUGUUGCUUGUUUAGUAAUUAAUUUAUUUAUUAUCGAUUAUUGGGAUCUAUUGAGGGUCAAAAGGUAAGCCAGACCCCUGUUUCACUAUCUGAAGUCCGAAUCUUUGACCCCAGCGAUCCUGUGAGAUAUGGGGUUCACAAUAGUGGUCAAGUCGGAUCCCCCUUGCGAUAAGGGGAGGGGUGUGUGGAAGAGUGGCCUGAUUCGAGGCACUGAAAGAUGGGCAGCUCUUCUCUUGUAGCUGUGUCGAGCACACAAGUCUAAAGUGUCUUUAAUAAAUAAAUAAAA